UUUAACUGACGUGGCGCGAGCAUCACGGUGUGGGCGUGGCUUAGGAUUGUCAACAUCCUGGUGACAUAAUCCGUUUUUUUCCAAAAUGGCGACGGCGGAUCACGGAGAAGGACAGGACGACCCGGAGAGCGAAGAGGAGGUGUACGUGGUCGUGGACCUGACAGAAUAUGCCCGGAGGCACCAGUGGUGGAGCAUGGUGUUCGGGAACAACUCCGGCCCGAUAGCCGAGAAGUACUCCGUGGCCACCCAGAUCGCGAUGGGAGGGGUGACUGGAUGGUGUGCUGGUUACCUCUUCCAGAGAGUUGGGAAGAUCGCUGCGACCGCUGUCGGGGGAGGGUUCCUCCUUUUGCAGAUUGCCAAUCACAGUGGCUACGUGCAGGUGGACUGGAAGAAGGUGGAGAGGGAUGUGAACAAAGCGAAGAAGCACCUGAAGAAGAAAGCCAAUAAAGCAGCCCCUGAAUUAAACACAUUUAUUGAGGAGGUAAAGGCCACAGACUUUAUAAAAAGGAACAUCGUCUUGUCCAGCGGGUUCGUCGGCGGAUUCUUUCUGGGCUUGGCCUCCUAAUGGCGCUGCACACGCUGCAGCCUCCACUUACUGUGAAUCACGUCACUACAUGGGUCACUUUCCUCCCCAUCGUUUACCUCUCGGCCCCAAGUGGGGCAUCGAUUCACCUUUUAACAAACUGAACAGGGUGGGGGGGGGGUUAUGAAAAUGAAAGCAUGAUCUGUUGUAUCACCGGUGUAACAUUGUGCUACUCCCCCUGUUAUACGUCAAUCAUAGCUAAUGAUUUCCCUGUCUGGAGGACCCUCUGAAGCACGAGGUGAUCGAGUGGAGAAUCGGAGAUCAUGCUGUGACUUUUCUUCCGUGGGACCCGUCACAGAUCUAUUCUCAGACUGCUGAGUACUUUGAGCGAGUAGACUCCUCGCUGCUUUUUCCAACACUGAUCAGAGGUUCUUUUGCCUGAUGCUGUAGUCCAGAUAGUUGGCAUGCGUGGGCGCCAUUGUAGUUAUAGAGCCAACCCCCCUUUUCAGAGGUGUAAAGACCCACACAAGGGUAAAUAUUAUAUAAACAACAUGGAAGGCAGCAGAGUGGGAAGUUAACACCAACCCCUUAGUCUAUUGCUUUUUAAAAAUAAAGCUGUUAAGUUUGUGUCGAUUGAAGCGCAAUCCAGUUUUAAAAGUUGGCUGGAGGAAUUAAAGAAGUUAUUUUUCGACCGAGCCGGAAUAUGCAACGGAUAUCGUGAGCAUGAAUCUCAACUGAAUGCUGCAUCUUUGACAGUUCUCUCUCUUUUAGUAUUAAAUACAGAUCCUUUCAUUCCCAUAAUCUUCAGCUCAUUGAAGCCUUUUUAAUGGCAGGACGAGCAUCUGCUGCAGCCUCAUUACCAGCAGUCCUGUCAUUAAGGAGCACAAUGGAGCAGCGGUGUGCUACUGUCGGUGCGUAUACACAUCAUCUAGAUGGGAAGGCCACACGAGUCAAUUAGAUCACAAGUUGCUGAUUUCUUUAUUCAUGCUUUGCCUUUUUCUACCAUUGCAGAAUUUAGUGUUACUUUCAUAUGUGUUUUCGUAAGACUUCCAGUUUCCAGCUGGCAUUGUGUGCUCAUAACCCUGCAUUGUUUAUUUUGUUAUUUUGUUACCUGAGCUCUAUGGAUUUGGGUGUCUUUUAAAAAUAAAGUUGCCUGAUUAUCAAGAAAAA
Messenger RNA from Pseudoliparis swirei, 1693 nucleotides. RefSeq names its product FUN14 domain-containing protein 1. The record is from RefSeq and is a predicted model, not a curated record. Bases 86 to 565 code for a protein of 159 amino acids. NCBI's taxonomy places the organism in Eukaryota, Metazoa, Chordata, Actinopteri, Perciformes, Liparidae. The transcript is spliced from 5 exons. Gene Ontology annotation, biological process: autophagy of mitochondrion. Gene Ontology annotation, cellular component: mitochondrial outer membrane.